Messenger RNA from Lodderomyces jiufengensis, 882 nucleotides. RefSeq lists its product as uncharacterized. The record is from RefSeq and is a predicted model, not a curated record. Gene Ontology annotation, cellular component: cytoskeleton. The transcript has a single exon. NCBI's taxonomy places the organism in Eukaryota, Fungi, Ascomycota, Pichiomycetes, Serinales, Debaryomycetaceae. The coding region runs from base 1 to 882 and encodes 293 amino acids. Gene Ontology annotation, molecular function: actin filament binding.
AUGUCACCAAGUGCUCAAUUACAAACCACUACACCACCAACUCAAACCGAUAAAGGUUAUGAAUAUGGUGAAAGAGGGUCACAUCACAUCUCCUUAGGUGGUGCUCAUCCUUUUCAAUACCCAAAAUUUACAAAUAAAACAGAUGAAAGAAAAUAUAUGUUGGAACAUUUAGCUGGAACAUUUAGAGUUAUGGCAAGAAAAGGAUUUGAUGAAGGUGAAGCAGGUCAUUGUUCUAUUAAAGAUCCAAUUGAUCGUAAUACUUUUUGGAUCAACCCAUUGGGUAUACAUUUUGGUUUAAUUUCUGCAAAAGAUUUAGUACACAUUAACAAUAAAGGUGAAAUAUUACCAGAUGGAAACCAAGCACCAAUAAAUACUGCAGGUUUCGGUAUUCAUUCAGCUGUUCAUGAGGCAAGACCUGAUAUAAAUGCGGUAUGUCAUGCACAUUCAAUAUAUGGGAAAGCUUAUUCAGCAUUUGGUAAACCUUUGGAAAUGCUUAAUCAAGAUGCUUGUAUUUUUUACAAAAAUCAAGGGAUUUAUGAAACAUUUGGAGGGGUUGCUUUAGAUAAAAAUGAAGGUAUUGAAAUUGCAGAAGCUGCAGGUCCAGUUGUUAAAGCAAUGAUUUUACAAAAUCAUGGAUUAUUAACCAUGGGUAAAACUAUAGAUGAAGCAGCUUAUUUAUUUUGUUUAAUGGAAAAAACUUGUCAAAUUCAAAUUUUGUGUGAUUCAGUUGAUCAAAAAUUAAAACCUAAACAAAUUAUUCCAGAUCAAGAAGCUGAUUAUACUGCUUAUGUUACUAAUGAUUCUGAUACUUUAUUUGCUUCUUUUCAACCUGAAUAUAAUUUACAAUUAAAAUUAGAUAAAGGUGAUUUUUUAUUUGAAUAA